Messenger RNA from Monoraphidium neglectum, 1593 nucleotides. Its product is annotated as Ubiquilin-1. The transcript is spliced from 11 exons. Lineage: Eukaryota; Viridiplantae; Chlorophyta; Chlorophyceae; Sphaeropleales; Selenastraceae. Gene Ontology annotation, molecular function: polyubiquitin modification-dependent protein binding. The record is from RefSeq and is a predicted model, not a curated record. Gene Ontology annotation, cellular component: cytosol. Bases 1 to 1593 code for a protein of 530 amino acids. Gene Ontology annotation, biological process: ubiquitin-dependent protein catabolic process.
AUGGUUCGACUAACAGUGAAGCCAACGGCGGGCGGUAAUAAAAUAGAGCUCGACACGGGGCUGGAAAAGACCGUGCUGGAGCUCAAGGAGGAGCUCGCUCCCAGCUGCUCCAUCCCGGCCACGGAGCAGAGGCUUGUCUGGCGCGGACAGAUCCUGAAGGACGAGCGCUCGUUGGAGAGCUAUGGCAUUGCUGAAGACCAUAUCCUGCACCUCGUGCGUGGCAAGCCGCAAGGCGGCACCCAAGGGUCCUCGACUGCAGGCGGGGCCUCCUCUUCGGCUCCCACCUUGGCUGGCAGCGCCACGUCCUCCGGGGUUGCAGCGGCGGGCCUCAGCACGGCUGCGGCUGGAGGCGCUGCUGCUGAUGCUGGUGCUGGCCUGGGCGGUGGACCCGAGGCCAUGAUGGCGCAGAUGGCCAACAACCCUGUGAUGCAGGCGAUGAUGAACAACCCUGAGCUGAUGCGCACCAUCAUGCAGGCGCACCCGGGCAUACGCGAGCUUACUGAGCGCAACCCUGAGUUUGCCCAGCUGCUCAACAACCCUGAGCUGAUGCGCGAGUCCAUGCGCAUCAUGUCCAACCCAAACCUGAUGCGCGAGUACAUGCGCAACAACGACCGGGCCAUGUCUAACCUGGAGGCACUGCCAGGCGGCUUCAACGCGCUGCGCCAGCUGUACGAGAACGUUCAGGAGCCUCUCAUGAACGCGACGCAGGGCAUGGGAACAGGCGGCGACUCGCCUGCCAACCCCCUGGCUAGCAUGCUGGCAGCGGCGGGCUUGAGUGGCACUGGCACGGGGGCGGCUGGCAGCGGCGGUGCUGGGGCUGGCACCAACGCAAGCGGGACGCAGCCGCUCCCCAACCCCUGGGCUGGUGGCACAGGUAGCGCUGGAAGCGGCGGCGGCGCGGCAGGGGGCGGCGACCUGGCCGCCCUGGGUGGGCUCGGUGGGCUCGGCGGCAUGGGCGCUAUGGGUGGCGUUGACAGUGGCAUGCAGGCAGCGAUGAUGCAGCAGCUGUCUGACAACCCCGCGAUGAUGGACAUGAUGGCCUCCAUGAUGAGCGCCCCGGGGGUGCUGGACAGCAUCGUGGCUUCCAACCCCAUGCUGCAGCAAAUGAUGGACUCGAACCCCAUGCUGCGGCCCAUGCUCAGCAACCCUGAUUUUGUGCGGUCAAUGCUCAACCCCCAGAUGAUGUCGGCGGCCAUGCGAAUGCAGCAGGCACCCGGCACGGGAGCUGGCACGGGCGCUGGCACGGCCGGUGCACCGGGCGAUCUGGCGGCGCUGCUGUCGGGCAUGAUGGGCGGCGGGGGCGCGUUUGGCAGCGGCGGCGGCGGGGCACCUGGCAGCGGCGGCCUGCCUGACAUCAACUCGAUGAUGGCCGCCCUGGGCGGGCUUGGUGGCCUUGGUGGCCUGGGUGGCCUGGGGCCCCUGGGGGCGCUCGGCGCGCCCCAGCCCGUGGCGGACCCUGAGACGGCUUUUGCCAACCAGCUGCAGCAGCUGCAGGAAAUGGGCUUCUUCGACCGCGAUGCCAACAUCCGUGCUCUGCAAGCUACCGGUGGCAACGUCAACGCGGCUGUUGACAGGUUGCUAAGCGGCCCGUGA